This is a messenger RNA of Rhizopus microsporus ATCC 52813, 342 nucleotides long. RefSeq lists its product as uncharacterized. The record is from RefSeq and is a predicted model, not a curated record. NCBI's taxonomy places the organism in Eukaryota, Fungi, Mucoromycota, Mucoromycetes, Mucorales, Rhizopodaceae. The transcript has a single exon. The coding region runs from base 1 to 342 and encodes 113 amino acids.
AUGGUCAAAUACGACAGCUCCUCCAGCCCAGAGUCAUUGGAUCGUCGCUCUUUACGGUCGAUACAACGAGGAUACCGCCAAGGCAAUCUCAACAAUAAACGUUCUACGCAUACCCCGUUCUCCUUACCCAUUGUCGCCCAACUAUCUCUUUCAACCCUGUCCUAUGGCUACCUAUGUCCAAGUCUGAAAGAAGUCGCUGCAUACGUUGGCGUCUUGGCUGGCUUCCUAGUGAUCGAUACAAAACCUACCCUCGACGCCCUGGCCAACCCUUUACAAAAAUCCAUACCAUUCAAUGCCUCCAAAUGCCCCAAACCAUUCCUGACCCAUUGUCCUUCCUUUUAA